Messenger RNA from Peromyscus eremicus (cactus mouse), 1968 nucleotides. RefSeq names its product single-strand-selective monofunctional uracil-DNA glycosylase 1 (gene Smug1). Gene Ontology annotation, molecular function: oxidized pyrimidine nucleobase lesion DNA N-glycosylase activity; single-strand selective uracil DNA N-glycosylase activity. The transcript is spliced from 2 exons. NCBI's taxonomy places the organism in Eukaryota, Metazoa, Chordata, Mammalia, Rodentia, Cricetidae. Gene Ontology annotation, biological process: base-excision repair. Bases 9 to 851 code for a protein of 280 amino acids. The record is from RefSeq and is a predicted model, not a curated record.
ACAGCAGCAUGGCUGUGUCCCAGACUUUCCUGCUGGGGCCUACCCAUGAACCUGCAGGAACAGUGGAACCUCGGCCUUGCGCUCGAAGCUUGGCUGAGGGCUUCCUGGAGGAGGAGCUUCGGCUCAAUGCUGAACUUCGCCAGCUGCAGUUUCCAGAGCCUGUGGGUGUCAUCUAUAAUCCAGUGGAUUAUGCUUGGGAGCCGCACCAUAACUACGUGACUCGAUACUGCCAAGGUCCCAAGGAAGUGCUCUUCCUGGGCAUGAACCCAGGACCCUUUGGCAUGGCCCAGACUGGGGUACCUUUUGGGGAAGUGAAUGUGGUCCGGGACUGGUUGGGCGUUGGGGGCUCUGUGAGGACCCCUCCCCAAGAGCACCCUAAGCGACCGGUGUUGGGACUGGAAUGCACACAGUCCGAGGUGAGCGGAGCCCGAUUCUGGGGCCUUUUCCGGUCCCUCUGUGGUCAGCCGCAGGUUUUCUUCCGGUACUGCUUUGUCCACAAUCUGUGUCCUCUGCUCUUCUUGGCUCCCAGCGGAAGAAACCUGACCCCAGCGGAGCUGCCAGCCAAGCCACGGGAGCAGCUGCUGGCGAUCUGCGAUGUAUCCCUCUGCCGGCAGGUGCAGCUGCUGGGGGUGCGGCUGGUAGUGGGAGUGGGGCGGCUGGCUGAGCAGCGGGCACGAAGAGCUCUAUCAGGGCUGGCCCCGGAGGUGCAGGUGGAGGGGCUCCUACAUCCCUCUCCUCGAAACCCACAGGCCAACAAGGGCUGGGAGGCAGCAGCCAGGGAAAGACUCCAAGAGCUAGGGCUCCUGCCUCUGCUAACGGAUGAGUGCCUGGCCAGGUCCAGCACACCUUAGAGACCCAGUCUUGCCCAGUAGAUGCCUACACACGGGGUUUACUGGGCUCUCUGUUGGAGGAAAUGUGUUUUCAGCCCUCUGGGCUGUCCUCAGGGCCAGGCCGACUCUGAUUCCAGGGUGGGCAGCUUUCCUGCUGUCUUGUCUCCAGGGCUUGUUCUGCACAGCAUCAGCAGAGGGGCGGGCCUUUGCACUCACAUGCCACCUCAUUUCCUUGGGAGCCUCCUCUGUGUGCACAGGGUCCUAGAUAGGGAUGUCUGAGGUCACAUUUGACGUUUUGGAGGAAAGAUAAUUUUAAUUUUAAUCUUUCCUGUUUUGUUUUUUAUUGGCAUUAUUUCUGGCACUGCCUCGUGUACACCAGGAAAGCUAACACUGACCUACCUCAGCCUUCUUGACACUCAUUGUACAUAUUAGUGGGGUUCAGUGUGAUGUUUCCACACAUGCAUUAAGUGUGUACUGAUUGAGUCCAACCUCCCUUUAUCUGUCCCUCUCCAUACACACACACACACACACACACACACACACACACACACACACACCUCCCCCCUCCCCAACCAGAGGACAAUCUUUCCAGGAUCCCUACUCAUCCUUACAGAACAUCUCCCUCUAGCUGGCUCCUCUCCUCCCAGGGGCCAGGACAGGCAUCAUGUUGAGAAUGAACUUCUUAGCCAGGUGUCCUGGCACACCCUUGUAAUCCCAGCACUCAGAAGCAGGAGGAUCAGAUUAGGCUCUGCCUCAGAAAUAAGUAAGUAAAUAAAUAAAUAAUUUCUUCAGGGAGACCAAGGUUGGGUUUGAGGGAGACUUCUAUGUGGUAGACUAGGAAAGAUCUAGAUUUUCAUUCUCCUCUCCCCCAUGAGGCCUGUGAACUUUUUUUUAAACCUCCCUCAGCCAAGCAGUGGUGGCACAGGCCUUUAAACCUAGCACUUGGAAGGCAGAGGCAGAAGGAUCUCUGGGUUCAAGGCCACUUCGGUCUACAAAGUGAGUUCCAGGACAACCAGAGCUACACAGAGAGACCUUGUCUUGAAAAACCAAAACUCCUGUUUUGUUUUUGUUAUUGUUUGUUUUUAAAACUUGAAGCAAGGUCUCAUUGUGUUGGCCUGUAACUCAUUAUGUAGACAAG